Molecule: messenger RNA, 714 nt
Organism: Cyprinodon variegatus (sheepshead minnow)
Lineage: Eukaryota; Metazoa; Chordata; Actinopteri; Cyprinodontiformes; Cyprinodontidae
Product: SH3 domain-containing YSC84-like protein 1
Exons: 5
Cellular component (GO): ruffle membrane
Molecular function (GO): phosphatidylinositol binding
Source: RefSeq, a predicted model, not a curated record
GAGCCGUCAUUCAUUGCUCCGUGUUGUGUUCAGGUGUCAGACCUGGUGAUGAUCCUGAACCAGCGGAGGGCGAUCGACGCCUUUACCAAGGGCGGCAACCUGACGCUGGGCGGGAACUGCACCGUCGCCGUGGGACCUAUGGGCAGGAACCUGGAGGCGGACGUCGCCCUGCGCAGCACGGCGGCCGUCUUCACCUACUGCAGGUCCAGAGGUCUGUUUGCAGGAGUUUCUCUGGAGGGAUCUUACCUGAUAGAACGCAAGGACACCAACCGCAAUUUCUACCAGCAAGAUAUCCGGGCUUCACGCAUCUUAAAUGGAGACGUCGAGCCUCCGACGGAGUUCCACGACCUUUACCACAUCCUGGACGUGUACACUGAGGCCUACACCACCGACUGGACCAACAAGAACAUGCGAACCAGGUCAAUUGCUCCAUCCAGACCUCCUGCUCCAUCCUCCCAGAGGGCUCCUCAAAGCAGCAGCCGGCAGCAAGCGGCAGACAGUGAAGCGAAGAAAAACAGGCUCUACCCGAGUGUCUCCGUCUACAAGUCUGACGCAUCGAGUAAGUCCUUCCGUCAGGGUUACUCUGAGGUUGAAGGUUCAGGUUUGAUCAGGUUCCUCUUAUAUUUCAUGGAGUCAACUGGUCUCAAAGAACCAUCAGGUUUAUUUUCUGAGAAUGUGUUUAUUUUAGAGAAACUGUGAAAAAGAACAAACAUG